AUGGCAGCUGCUCCCGGUCAGUGGCAGCAGAAGGCCGCCGACCUCAUGGACAAGACGGAAAUUAUUGCCUCGGAGCCUCAUGCGCUCCAGGCACUGAUCGAUCCAUACCUUCCCGAGAAGGAGGACCAGCCAACUGGCUCCACGAGCGUGAUUGCAUUGCUUCAGAAGCAGCUUCAGCGCGAAGCGGCCACUGGCUGGGAACUUUCUUGCCUUCCUAGACCUUGGAAACUGCCACUAGAGGAGAUCGAGGCACAGGAGAAGCUGGACAGUGCCACAAAGCACAACCUCCCGUCCAUCUCGGUCCCUGAGAAGAUCGUUGCUGGCUCUCGGCCUUUGUUCCCCGAAGUAUACUUCUCAGUAUACAGCAAUCAAGACGUCGAGUCUGUGCCGCCUGUGACGGACAUCGCUGCCUCACUGGUCAGAGACGGGUUGGUUGAUACUAUUAACAUUCUUGACUACAACCGUAACGUCACUGCACGGUAUCUCAUUGACCUAGAUUGUUACUUCUCCGACACUACCUUUGUCAAGCGAGCAACCCCUUUUGAUAGACUUAGAGACAUUGAGGCUGGCCGCUCAACGUGGAAGCCCGAGGAUGUAGCCGUCGAUGCCGUUUUUUCGCAGCUUUUUCAACUUCCCACUCCUGAGCACAAGCUUGUUUACUACCACUCGGUCCUUACCGAGGCUUGCAAGAUUGCGCCCGCAGCCAUCGCACCCAGCUUGGGUCGAGCAAUUCGGCAUAUGUACCGCAACUCGAGCCGUAUGGACCUUGAACUCUCGCAGAGAUUCGUUGACUGGUUCUCGCAUCACCUCAGCAACUUUGGCUUUACCUGGAAGUGGACGGAGUGGGUAGACGAUGUUUACCUUCCUGACCUGCAUCCCCAGAAGGCGUUCAUAAUUGGGGCUUUGGACAAGGAAAUCCGACUCAGUUUCGCCCAGCGUAUCAAGGGUACGCUUCCUGAGCCCUACCAACCUCUGAUUGGACCCGAGAAGGAGAAGGAUGUUCCUGAUUUCAAGUUCAACGACGACAGCACUCCAUUUGCUGCCGAGGGUCGCGAAAUCGCCGCGUUGCUGAGACGCAAAGCGCCGGACGAAGAGUUCCAGCCGAUCAUUGAACGGAUUCACUCACUUGCGAUAGAGCGCAGUCUGGAUCCUUUGGUGACAAGCACCGACAUAUUUGUCACGGCUGUCUGCUGGGUUGGAUCCAAGUCGCUCAGUCACGUCCUGGCGUGUAUCGAGCGCACCAAGGACCGUCUGCUCGAUGUUGGCGCGGCAUCCGAGGUGGCUAAGGCCCAAAUCAUCACCGCAGUCAUGUCGUACUGGGCGGCACAGCCCGGCGUUGCCAUCUCGAUUGUUGAAAAGCUCUUGAACUACUCGAUUCUGCUUCCCAUCACAGUCAUCGACUGGGCUCUUGUGGGCAGCAGUCACGUCGAGGGACAGGCUUCGGGUGACGCCUUGGCGCAACCGCAUGUCUUUGAGUUGGUGUUUGGAACCGUGGCCAAGGUGACAGGGCGCGUCAGACAGUUGCUGACAAAGGAAGCCGAGGCGGACGAAGAAGCGAAAGAGAGGGAGACAAAAGCCAUGCGUGAUCUCUUCAGAGCAAUGGAUGAUGCUUUGGUGAGCUGGGCCUCGGGCAGCAAGGACGAGAUGAUGGAGGAAAUGGAUGGCGCCGGCCAACGCGACGCCCUCCUCCGCCGAUGGGGGGAAAGAUGGCUGAGAGUGUUCCGGCGACGAUCAGCCAUUGAGGAAGCCUUCAUUUUGGAGGCGAAUAAGGAGCAAGUUGUCGCUGCAAACGAAGUCUAA
This is a messenger RNA of Colletotrichum spaethianum, 1800 nucleotides long. Its product is annotated as nuclear cap-binding protein subunit 1. The transcript is spliced from 2 exons. The record is from RefSeq and is a predicted model, not a curated record. Gene Ontology annotation, cellular component: nucleus; nuclear cap binding complex. NCBI's taxonomy places the organism in Eukaryota, Fungi, Ascomycota, Sordariomycetes, Glomerellales, Glomerellaceae. The coding region runs from base 1 to 1800 and encodes 599 amino acids. Gene Ontology annotation, biological process: nuclear-transcribed mRNA catabolic process, nonsense-mediated decay; mRNA export from nucleus. Gene Ontology annotation, molecular function: RNA cap binding; mRNA binding.